Cuscuta campestris is the source of this 1625-nucleotide messenger RNA. The record is from the annotation of a GenBank genome assembly. NCBI's taxonomy places the organism in Eukaryota, Viridiplantae, Streptophyta, Magnoliopsida, Solanales, Convolvulaceae.
AAAAAAUAAAAUGGAGUAUUGGUCAAUGAAGAUUCACAUUUGACUCCAAGUGUACCCGCAUCCCGGACUUUUGGGCACCAUUUUUUUUCAAUGUUUCCUUCUCGUUAUCGUCAAACUCAAGUAAAUGAAUCUUUAUGGAUUGAUCCGAUUGAUCUGCGCCACAGAACAAUUCUCGUUAUCUUCCGUCGUCGUUGCCGUCCAUACUGUAUAGCACGGGAUCAUUCGGCUGAAAAUCAUCACAGUCAUUGAAGAAUGGAUGCAUCGGCUUCUGCCCGGCCGCUCGGCAACGCCGAUGAACUCAUCAACGCCGUCGGGACUUUCAUCUUCGAUUGCGACGGAGUUAUAUGGAAAGGAGAUAAAUUGAUAGAUGGAGUUCCCGAAACAUUAGACAUGCUCAGGGCAAAGGGAAAGAGAUUAGUUUUUGUUACCAACAACUCAACAAAAUCUAGGAACCAAUAUGGGAAGAAGUUUGAAGAACUUGGCCUUCAUGUCACUGAGGAAGAAAUAUUUUCAUCAUCAUUUGCAGUUGCUGCUUACUUGAAGUCCAUUGAUUUCCCAAAAGACAAGAAGGUAUACGUAAUUGGCGAGGAAGGCAUAUUGAAGGAGCUCGAGUUAGCUGGGUUUCAGUAUCUCGGGGGACCGGGGGACGGCGAGAAAAAGAUAGAACUAAGGCCAGGAUAUAUGAUGGAGCAUGAUGAGAAUGUUGGAGCGGUUGUUGUUGGGUUUGAUCGUCAUUUUAAUUACUACAAAGUACAGUAUGGAACACUAUGUAUACGUGAAAAUCCAGAGUGUCUUUUCAUUGCAACAAACUGUGAUGCUGUCACUCAUCUAACAGAUGCGCAAGAAUGGGCAGGUUUAUUUUCUUCUUUUUCUAAUCCAUGUUCAAUAUCACAUUAGUAAGUGUUCGUGAUUUUGUAAAUUUAGUCCCUCAUUUGUCAUGAAUGAUAUAUUGCUCCUUUGAUGCUUUUUACGGAGUAGCUUGUUUCAGGUGGCGGUUCAAUGGUAGGCGCCCUAGUGGGGUCCACACAGCGCGAACCGCUUGUUGUAGGGAAGCCUUCGACUUUCAUGAUGGACUACUUAUCGAACAAAUUCAAUAUUGAGAAGUCAAAGAUAUGCAUGGUUGGCGACAGGCUAGAUACAGAUAUACUUUUUGGACAAAAAGGGGGCUGCAAAACUCUUCUUGUCCUCUCAGGUGUUACAAGUCUAUCAAUGCUCCAAGAUCCCAAAAACGCAAUACAACCCGACUUCUACGCGAACAAGAUUUCUGAUCUUCUCUCUUUGUAAGUCGUUGCGGUGGAUUAAAACUAUUUGUAGAUAAAAUUGGAUUAAAACUAUUUGUAGACCAAGUUCACACUGCCUUUUGUUUCAAUUCACACACAAAACUCGUUGUUUGUGAUACAAACAGUACUUGUUUGUGUCCCACACACACGAGUUUUGUCUCUGAAAUGCAAAAAAAAAAGGUGGUGUAAAGUUUGUGAUUUGUAUAUUGAUACCGGUUCAAAUAUGUAUAGUAAGACCCAAUAUACCCGGUACACUAUAUUUAAUUCAGAGUAUCCGGAUCAAAGUUUAUAAUUUCGUGUAUACUUUUGGCUUACACCAAGAGUGAAUCAAACAAAUUAGAUGGG